GUGUCGUCGGUGUUUUGGUGCCGGAACCACCUCGCUUCGCUCCCACUGGCAGCAGGUCCGAAGACGACGGUUUAGAAUGUGCUGGGGGCAAGAAGAUUGUAUCCUUGGGACUCGAUUUCGGCGUCGUACUCGAAUUCCAGUUGCGGGGACAUCAAGGAGCGCGGAGACGGUGGCCCAGAGGCCGUCGAAGACGAUGCUGGGUACAAGGAAGAUGAUCCACCAGACUGUGUGAACCCCGAUCCGUGUGUGAGGACAGAGUCGCGCUGGCCCAGGUCGUAGAGCUGAGGGACCGAGGGAAUGCGCGAAAAGGCCGACGGAGGAGCCUGGUAGACCUGUAGACGAUGAGAAAGUGUGAAUUGGGGAUGAUGCAAGUCACGUACGGGCCGAGUGCUGCUAGUACUAGCUUCAGGCUCUUGAGCAGGCUCUGUGACGACCUGCCCCCCGAAAAGGUAUCCCGGAAGUUGAGGAGAGGGCGGGAGGAUGUCAGCGGCCCCCUCCGGUGUCGAGGAGCUGACCGUCUUGGAGCGGGCCCUUAUCCUCGGCUUGCGAGUGAGGCUGCUCGUACUUUUGAGACUGGCAUUACUGCCCACAGAGCGCAACGACCCAGGCGCAUUGUGGACUGUGGCAGACAUGGUCAGCCUCGUUCCGAAUUUCCAUUUCUAGCGGUUUGACACGCGCCAAACUUUUGACACCGAUGUGGGACUGGCCACCAGAACAGUUGUUGUUACGUACGUACGCGCAACUCGUUCGCUCCUUUUCCUGUUCUACCAUGUCCUGGCUCGCCUCCUUUUUGCCUCAAGAUGAUGGCUGGCUUCCCUCGUGGCAGCUCCUGGUGUCCGUCAUGGCAGUGUUCAAUAGCAUUCAAAACUUGGUUACACUCAAGCUGACCAAACGAAUCUACAACAACGUGUCCUCGACUGAGCCGGUCACGGCACUUCAAGCGCGAACUUUCGCAGUUUGGACGCUCACUUCGGCUGUUGUGCGCUUCUAUGCUGCAUACCACCUGCGAGAAAAGAUUGCCUAUGAUAUGGCCCUGUUCACGUACCUCAUCGCAUUCGGACACUUUGGCUCCGAGCUGCUGAUAUUCAGGACCGCGACGCUCAACCCUGGUGUCAUCAGUCCUGUGAUUGUUUCCACUACAUCGCUUGUCUGGAUGUUUACUCAGUAUGAUUACUACGUCAAACCCUAAGACUUGAGUCUCGAACGUUUUCUACGACUGCGUCCUACAUCGUUGUUCUUCGAUUCGACAAAACUUGGAAGGAAUUGAUAAAGGGAAUGUUUGCACGAUGUCGACAGAGUGGGAAUGGACUCGUAAACUGUGUUCAGGGGCGAUCUUGAUCCGCAUCGCUAUCUGUCGGUCGACCAUGCAUUCACCAGUGAACGCCUCAGACCGACUUCGUUCGCCGAUACAACCUGAGUUCGCGCCGUGUCACGGUCACGUGGUCAGGUCACCUGAUGGUAGGCCGGAUCUCUUGGUACAGCAGAUUGCUUUGGCGCGUCCAUAUGGUCAAGUCCUGAGUUGGCACAGUUUCCCGAAUUUUUGAAUCCGCUUGAACAGCUGGAGAAGGACAAGGGGAGGGGGAGGCUUAUGGUGCCCAGCCGCCAAUGACUGGGUAACUUUGACCGAGGUGUGAGUAAGUGAUUGCAGUAUGUCAGUACUUGUCGACUGCUCGUGUGUUAUGUGUGACGCCGGUUAUGACUGCUGACCUUCGGGAGAACUUACAAGCUGCGGUGGGCUUAGCGGCCUUGUCGCUGAUACUGAGAUGAAAUGUCUUGGUAUGAUUGAGAAUCAGAUUGCUUUGACCGAAUGCGCGGAAUACCUGACUCGAAUUGUUUGUGAAAUAUCGAUGAAUACACUCGAUGAAGUUGCGUGAAACUCCUUUCUGUGCAUUUCACGGCUAUGAACGACGCCUUGCAAACACCGGCUCGAGCCAGCUGGACAGCGAUGACAAGCGGUUGACAGCCGGGGAGGCUGUGCUGCUGUAGCCUUUCAAUCAUCACAGCCACUGAGACUCUUGUCUACUUUCCCUCACUUCGUGCUCUCAUUCCGCAUCGUUUUCGAUAUGUACAACAACAACCAAGGAUACGGAACACCUCCACCAGGCUUCCCGAACGCUAAUCCUUACGGAUCGUCUCCUGGAGGCCAAUACGGGCCUCCGGGCGGAGGAUAUAACCCGAGCUAUGCGCCGCCCUCGGGCCCCCCUCCUCCUCAUGGUUACGGUCCUCCGCCGGGGCCUCCACCUCACGGAUCUGGGGGACCGCCAUUCCCGGGAUCCGGCUCCUACGGGCCUCCGUCGGGACCUCCCCCGCCCCCUGUCAACCGAGGCAGUUACCCUGGACAGCAGUAUCAUCAACAACACCCGCCGCCUCAUCAUCAGGGCGGUGGCUAUCCAGGCCAAUUUUCGCCUCCUUCUGGGCCACCUCCAUUCGCACAUCACCAGUCGUCCUAUGCUCCUCCCCCUGGCCCACCACCUAUGCCACCUUCGGGAUACCAGAAUUAUGGUCCCCAGGGUGGCCAGCAGCCUUACUUCCAGUAUUCACAAUGUACGGGUAAGAAGAAGGCUCUGUGUAUCGGUAUCAACUACUUUGGGCAAUCCGCUGAGCUGCGGGGAUGUAUCAACGACGCUCGAAACAUCCAGCGCUUCCUAUGCGAUCACUUUGGGUACCGGAUGGACGACAUCGUGAUGCUGACUGAUGAUUCGCAAAACCCGCAGCAGGUGCCCAAUAAGGAGAACAUCCUCAAUGCGAUGCAAUGGCUGGUCAGAGGAGCUGCUCCCAAUGAUUCGCUCUUCUUCCAUUACAGUGGUCAUGGCGGUCAAACGAAAGACAUGGACGGCGACGAGGAGGAUGGUCAAGACGAAGUCAUUUAUCCUGUCGACUUCCAGGACAACGGGCACAUUGUUGAUGAUUUGCUGCACGAAAUCAUGGUUCGGCCUCUUCCGGCAGGCUGUCGACUCACUGCAAUCUUCGACUAUUCGACGGAGGGUAAACUCAAGGAACCCAAUCUGAUGGCUCAAGCCGGCACUGGAUUGAAGAAUACGUUGACCGCUUAUGCUGGUGGAGAUAUCGGUGGAGCACUCUCCUCGGCGAUGGGAUUGUUCAAGACCGCGACGGGCAAUGGGCAAAAGGCGGAGCAGUACUCUCGGGCGACGAGAACCAGUCCUGCUGAUGCCAUCUCCUUUUCUGGGUGCAAGGAUUCCCAGACGAGUGCUGAUGCAGUCGAAGCCGGCCAGGCGACCGGGGCCAUGAGUUAUGCUUUCAUGACUGCUUUAACCCAGAACAAGAAUCAGAGUUAUCAACAGUUGUUGAACUCAUUGCGUGAUAUCUUGCGCAGCAAAUAUUCUCAGAAACCGCAACUGUCCAGCUCUCAUCCCAUGGAUACUUCAUUGUUGUUCAUCUGCUGAUUCUAUAAUUACAACGGAUCGGUAUACAAAUAGUUAGCGAGUAUUACAAGAAGUUGAGUGAUUCAAAGCUAUCUCUAGCAGGCCAC
Molecule: messenger RNA, 3490 nt
Organism: Mycena citricolor
Lineage: Eukaryota; Fungi; Basidiomycota; Agaricomycetes; Agaricales; Mycenaceae
Source: the annotation of a GenBank genome assembly